This is a messenger RNA of Aspergillus tanneri, 528 nucleotides long. RefSeq names its product ML domain-containing protein. Bases 1 to 528 code for a protein of 175 amino acids. The transcript is spliced from 3 exons. Gene Ontology annotation, molecular function: sterol binding. Gene Ontology annotation, biological process: intracellular sterol transport. NCBI's taxonomy places the organism in Eukaryota, Fungi, Ascomycota, Eurotiomycetes, Eurotiales, Aspergillaceae. The record is from RefSeq and is a predicted model, not a curated record.
AUGAAGCUCUUAUCAACGACAGCUACCCUGCUUGUCUGCCUUGCUCCUCUCUCCGCAUCGGCUCGAUCUAUUGCCCUGUUUGGCUCCUCUCAGGUCCCGAUCCAGUUGGACGAUGCCACCUUAGUACCAGGAGACAACCCUCUAGAGUAUUGCACAGACCCUGCCUCGGACGUCAUCCAAAUCGAAUCGGUGGACUUAUCACCCAACCCUCCUCUCCCUGGACAAACCCUCAUAAUCAAGGCCAAGGGGACCCUACAGAAGAAGAUCGAAAAGGGCGCCUACGUACUCCUGCAAGUUAAAUACGGCCUGAUCACUCUUAUCAAGCAACAGGCCGACCUUUGCGACCAGAUUGUCAAUGUCGACCUUAAAUGCCCUUUGGAGGAAGGUGACAUGUCCCUGACAAAGAAAGUCGAUCUGCCUAGGCAGAUUCCUCCGGGCAAGUAUUCUGUGCAUGCCGAUGUGUUUACGAAAGAUGAUGAGCGGAUCACCUGUCUCGAGGCAAAAAAUAUUGAGUUCAAGAUGGGUUAA